Messenger RNA from Moneuplotes crassus, 902 nucleotides. Lineage: Eukaryota; Ciliophora; Spirotrichea; Euplotida; Euplotidae. The record is from the annotation of a GenBank genome assembly.
GGCCAAGUGAGAAUUGGAAAUUGGGGAUUUGGAUUAUGCAUAGAUUAAGUUGUUGUCAUCGUAGAGUUUCUUUUAUGUUUGUAGCAGCGAUUGGGUGGUAAAAAUCUCAAUGCUUUUCAAAAAUCUUCCUAGCCAUUUCAAGAUCAAUAUCAUGCAGAGCCAUGUAAACAGGUGCGAUAAACUUCUGUCUUCCAAUUGAAGCAACGAAAUCAUCAGCGAGUGUAUAUGGAGAGCUGAGCUGGCCUGUUCUAAUAGCUAGUUGCAGCCAUCUGUAUAUAAUCUCUCCAUUAAUUUCUUUACUUAUGUGCAGGGUUUUGUCAAUAUAGUCAGCUUUAGAGCUAUCAAUAUGAUCCAAAUUGUCUAUCAAAUGGCUAAUAAAGAUACCCUUGAGAUUGACAGUAAAGUGUGAGUAAAUUUUAAGAGCCUUGGAAGUAUCAACGGAUGCAUCUAUAAAGUCCUGUGCUAACUUAAUUGCCUCAUUAUAUCCUUUAGUUUCAAAAUCGAGAAUUACAGGUGGAAAUCCAGGAGAGUAUAUCCAAGCUUCAAAGUCAAUUUGAAAAUCCAUCAGCUUUUCCUCUCCGAUUACAGUCUCAAUAAAAUAAAGGAACUGGAAUCCUUUCUCAUAUGGGAUAAUGCUAAAUGCUGCAUCUGGGUUAUCUCCCUGAAAGAUGGGAUGGAGACUUGAGAAACUAUUGUUCAUACCAUAAUCAUUCAUAUCAUAAUACAUUGACUGAUUCUCAAGCUUUGCUGUUACUUUCAUAAAAUCUUCCCCAAAGAUGUUCCUGACUGUUUUUCUCUCAAGGAAAACAGUGAAUCCCUCGUUCAGCCAGAAGUUAGUCCAAUUGUUAUUUGUGACUAAGUUACCAAACCAGGAGUGGGCAAUUUCAUGAAUAGCAACAUUA